GUUCGGACUGCCUGUCGGGGGUGUGACCAGAGGUGGUGGCCGUCAGGUGGCGCCACUGUACUCGGCCGACGGCGGAGAUCGGCAGUCGAACGUCGCCCUCGCGUCGAGAAGGUCGCCUGACAGCUUCAAUAGGCGUGCAACAGUUGUGAGCUGAGAGCGUUCAGUGGGGAACGGUGUUGUGACUGCGAGUUGGGUCAGUUCGUGAACGGGACGAGACAUCGCACUCUCAAGGACGCGACCUCGAGUGGGCCGCAUUGUUACUGGGGACGGCAAAUCCGGUGACGACCGGUACGGGCCAGUACGGUGUCGUACUGAGAUCUGACAUCUGGUGACACGGUGACCGUCCGGUGACCGUCUCGUCCGGUGACUGUCCCACCUGGUGACGUCUGGUGAUCGUCCCCGGUGACCGUUCAUCCGGUGACCGCCACCCCUCGGUGACCAGGAUCGGGUCACCAUGGACACAGUGCCGUCACUGACGUUCACACCGGCAGGGGAUGAGGAGCGGACACCCUCACCGACCGGCCACCAGAGGCGGUCGUCGCACGAGCGACGCGGCUCGCAGAACCUGCUUCAGUCGGCCGGCAUCGGCAUCGAGAAGCGACGCCGCUCCAGCACCAGCACCUACAGGAUCGAGAACAACCAGGUGCUGUACGAAAAUGACGACGGGCAGACGGAACGGAUGGAGAUCGUCAAAAUUCACGAGAAGCACGGCUGCUUCCGCAAGUCGAUCCCCUACAUGCCGAUGCCGGUGGCGCUGCUGCUCUGUGUGCUGAACGUCGUCACGCCGAGCAUAGGGACGUUCCUCUCGGGUCUGAUGGUGUUCUGCUGGGGUCCCAGCGAGUACCCCACGCGCCGUGAGACGCUCUGCUGGUCCCUGCUCACCGGCCUGCUGCAGCUCAUCACGCUGCCUAUCGUGGUCGGCUGGAUCUGGAGCAUCAAGUGGGGCGUCGCUUUCGUGCAGGAGUCCAUGUCGAAAUCUAUAAACAGCGAGAAGACGGCGGAGACGGGAAAUGUUUGAGACGCGCUAUUUCCGAACACCCAAGACGGCCAACCCAUAGCGACAGAAACCCUCAUCUUGUCCCACACGAUCAGAAGCUGCAGCUCGCCGCUCGCACCGUGAUGGAACAGCCCGGGAGUGGCUGGGUGAGCGCGUAGGCUGAGGAGUGCAACAGGAAAACGGUGUACAAUUUAUAUAUCUAGUCAAAAGGCGACGUAUUGUUCGUGGAAAACGACCUGGUCUGAACAGCAGACUACAGUACGAACAAUCCACAGAAGACGCAUCUGAUACAGGAAGUAUUUUUAGAGAUUCCGACUAUCCAGCAUUCCCACAAACUUCGAAAUCGACCUCUAGAUACAGUCCUAACCCAUUCACGGAUGCCAGCUCACAUUAACCAGUUUCCACCAGUCAGCAAUCUCCACCCAACCAGUGCACAUUUCCCCUCCUCUCCCUAUACCCCUCCAGAUCGCGGCGACCCGCGUGACGGGGCCUGUCUCCCGUCCCGGCUGCCGCUCCUGUCCGCGAUGCUCCGUCUGUGGCGUGUCGGCGCACCCGGGGGAGGGGGAGGUGCCCCCCUCUGUCGGUGCAGACGCGGCCACGCCCUCCCUCAUGCUGUCACGCGUGGGCCGUGACCGCGUGCUGACUCGGCCUCGACGGACAGAUGACAGAUGGAUGUCUGCCGGUCACGUGCGCAUGUGACAGCUGACAGUGUGACUGGUCGGCUGGUGUGGCUGUCACGCGCUGUGGUGGAAGUGCGCGGUGAUGUGGGAAGUUUCGUGGGCGGGUCACGGACCGCCCGACGGAGCCAGAUCUGUCCCGGGGGCGCUCGAAGUGGGGUAUGGAGCGGAGUGGUCCUUCCGGUAACUGGAAAAGGACAGAGAGUGUUGAAGGAACCGCUUAUGGUCGCCCGGAGAAGAGUGUUUUCACCUGUGGAGAUCGUUAGCCAUAUGGAAGCCGUUGUUUUUGUGUGUGUGUGCUUUGGCGCGGUUCAGACAGCCUUCUGUCUGUGACGCUGCACAAGUUUUUGGAAAGGACCGUGUGCCUUGUCGGCUGCUUUCUGUGCUUUUGUCCUAAUAGUUUUGCUGAAAAUGUGAUGAAUGAUAGACAUAAUCGUUAACGUCAGGAAGGAUGCACGUAGGAUCUGAACCUAUAGGUCGACAAUUGAACAUUUCGUUCGAACUUCGCGUGAAACAUGUAACGUCACGCGAUAUACGCGAUAAGAGUGUAUUGUGCACUAGGAAACAGGCUCAUCAUUCUGCGAGUGAUAAAUUGCUAGUCAUUAGAAAGGGAGCAUAAAAUGCUCCAUCUCGAACACGAGGGUGUUUUUAAAGAUACGAAACAGGUAAGACUGCUGGCUAAAAGAAGUAAUCAAAUUCAACGUAAAAUCCCGCCGUAUAUCACGCACAAGUGAAAAGGUGUAGCAAUUGUGACCAUGUAAAUGAGUUCUUCCCUGAUUUUCCGCCAUGUUUGAUACGAUGCUGCCAUAGCAGCGCUCCGCACUAUUUCAGUCCAUUUCUAACGACGAUGAAUGUACCCCGCGGCUUAUUUAGGACAAGUUUGUGAGGUGUAGUGCAACACUGUUUGACGGUAUUUCAUGGGCAAACACUGCACGAAGCUUGAUCAACAUUUGGUUAGCUUUCAGCUUAGCAAACCACGAAAACACCGCGGUAUUUCGCCACCCGGGCAUUCGCUCAAAAGGUCUUCGAAAACUGCAACUUCACUGCCAAGUUUCCUUGGUCGCCACAAGAAAUAUUUAAACUAAAAUAAAAAGAGUUCGAUGUCAACCAUUUUGCUGCGCGCUGGCUGUCCCGUUCUGGGCUCCGUAUUCUGCUCUUUCACAUAUUCACUAUACCGUCGCAGCAAUCAGUCGCGACAUCGAUUCGGUCGCUCGUGUGGCCUGCAACAUGCAUGACCGGGGUUUUGCAGCCAGUGCACAAGGCCAGACCUUUGCAAUGAUUUCCGUGUUGAGGAAAAGAAAAGAAUGCCGGUUUUAAACACGCAUACUUGAUUCGAUCCCCAUUACGCGUGGACGGUGGAGCUUUGAGUCUGACAGUCUGUAUAUCUGACUGCCGAUGGGGCAGGGGUGAUGCGCACGGUUAAAUGACAACUGAGCAACUAUGGGUCUCUAAAACACAUGCUGAAGCUGCAAAACUUCUGAAGCCCACCGACAGCUAGUCCAGUACCGUCAUGUCUGUGCUGUACCGGCAAUGGCACUCAGCUAUGCCGUAUGUACCAUAUGCUGACAGAUUGAGUCGUGUUUUACUGUGUCUGUGUUCGAGUGCGUUUAUGCGUGUGCACGUUUCGUGUGUCCAUGUGCGUUGCAAUGUUUGCUGUUUGCGUCAGUGGUGAGAAGGACCACGACGGGCGCUACGUGUCGUCAGAGAGCUAUUUCAUCCCGGCUCCCCGCGCGUCUUCUUAUUCAUGGUUUCUCUCCCAUCAUGUAGCCAUGUGCAGCAUUGUUGUUUGAAAAUAAUAUAAAUACAUAAACACG
This is a messenger RNA of Amphibalanus amphitrite, 3488 nucleotides long. Its product is annotated as protein stum homolog. The transcript has 4 exons. Gene Ontology annotation, cellular component: sensory dendrite. Bases 455 to 1018 code for a protein of 187 amino acids. Gene Ontology annotation, biological process: proprioception; taxis; sensory perception of mechanical stimulus. The record is from RefSeq and is a predicted model, not a curated record. NCBI's taxonomy places the organism in Eukaryota, Metazoa, Arthropoda, Thecostraca, Balanomorpha, Balanidae.